This is a messenger RNA of Closterium sp. NIES-65, 1485 nucleotides long. Lineage: Eukaryota; Viridiplantae; Streptophyta; Zygnematophyceae; Desmidiales; Closteriaceae. The record is from the annotation of a GenBank genome assembly.
AUGUUGCACGGGCUUGCCACACUGGAACAUGGAAUCGUAUGGCACACCACAGGUGCCAGCAAGGUGAGGAUGGGAUGGGUGGACAUUUGGCAAUGCCAACCACUUGAGAAAGGUGCUCCCUCCUCUUCCCCCUCCCCCCCUCCCACUCCCCCACCUCCCUUCCCCCCCUCCCCCCUCUCCCCCCCACUCCCCCACCUCCCCCCCCCCCCCCCCCUCCGCCCCCCUCUCUCCCCCACUACCCCCCACUCCCACAGCGACCUCUCUUACAACUAUUUCACAGGCGCCAUUGUGAAGCCUGUUAACGUGCUGGCUGUGCUUUCAUUCAACUACCUCUCGGGCACUCUUCCGCAGCAGCAGCAGACAGACUUGCUGGAUGCCAACUGCUUCAAGCUCGCUCAGGGAGAAACCAAGCCGGUGCAACGCCCUCAGUCAGCAUGCCAGGCGUUUUGUGGCAUCUCAAUUGGCAAGGCUGUUUCUAACGGCUUUGCCUUUGUCAUCUCGGCAACAAAAACGGCGGGGAGAAGUGAUGGAGUGGGGUAUGGAGGGAUGAACGAUCGAAGCAUGGCGAUAGAGUUUGACGUGCUCCAGACCAAGGCGCAUGAGGAUAUGAAAGAGCAGCACGUGGGGCUAAACAUCCAGGGCCAGGACAAAUCAAUCGCCACUGCGAAGUCCCCAUUCCCACUUGCCAACAAGCAGGCAUACACUGCGUGGGUCGACUAUGCACCAGGGGAUCCUGGCACAAUCCAGGUGUUCCUGGGAAAAACAGCAGUGAAGCCUGAGAAGCCGCUUUUAGACAGGCGGCUGUCGCUGUGUGCGGUGCUGAAGCCGGGACCACCGCAGGGGGAGGGGAUGCAGCAGCAGCCACGUGCGUUCUACUUUGGAUUUGUGGCAUCCACUACAGUGAAGCCGUUCAUGGUGCAUACCAUCCUCCGCUCUGCCCUGCGCACAGCCUACGGUUUGAACCUAUCACUGAACACAUUUGUGCCUGCACGAGCAAGUCCCUUUUCGCGCUAUGUGAGUGCUGACUACCAAGUGUCGGCCGGGCAGAAAGACUCGUGGGCCUUUCGGGACUUCCACUCCUGGGACUCCGUGCCCUUCCUUGGCUGGCCCAUCAAGGACCAAGGCAAUUGCAACGCAUCCUGGGCAUUCGCAGUGGUGUCAAGCAUAGAAGCAGCAUAUGGGAUUGCAACGAAUCUAGAGGCGCCGCAGUUGUCGGUGGACUCACUCUUCACAGCCAUGAAUCUGACCACCCUAGCAGCCAAGUGCACUACUGGAGGCUCCCCGACUGACGCCUUUGAGAAGCUGGUGGCUCUUCCUGGUGCAGCCAUCACCAUGGAAGGCAAUAAGGGCUUUGAACGCACUUCCUUCAAGGGCUACGUGGGGCUCAUGAUGGCAGUGCAGCGGCAGCCGUUGGUGGUUCACAUUGAAGCCUCUGUUGCCUCGUUUGUCAAAUAUGAUGGGGUGAGUGUUGGCUGGGACGAAUGA